Messenger RNA from Salvelinus fontinalis (brook trout), 6014 nucleotides. RefSeq names its product ras-related protein Rab-8A-like. The transcript has 7 exons. Bases 69 to 689 code for a protein of 206 amino acids. Gene Ontology annotation, molecular function: GTPase activity; GTP binding. Gene Ontology annotation, biological process: cellular response to insulin stimulus; protein localization to plasma membrane; protein secretion. Lineage: Eukaryota; Metazoa; Chordata; Actinopteri; Salmoniformes; Salmonidae. Gene Ontology annotation, cellular component: trans-Golgi network transport vesicle; plasma membrane; synaptic vesicle. The record is from RefSeq and is a predicted model, not a curated record.
CGUCGCCGUCCUGUAACUACGCGGCAGCGCACAGCUUUUCGCCGGGCGGGAUUUCCGCAAUAUCAAGUAUGGCGAAGACAUACGAUUAUUUGUUUAAGUUACUGCUAAUCGGAGACUCCGGUGUCGGGAAGACCUGCGUGCUGUUCAGGUUCUCAGAGGAUGCUUUUAACUCCACAUUCAUCUCCACCAUAGGCAUUGACUUUAAGAUUAGAACGAUAGAACUAGACAACAAGAAGAUAAAGUUACAGAUAUGGGACACAGCAGGGCAGGAGCGAUUUCGAACAAUCACAACAGCGUACUACAGAGGAGCGAUGGGUAUCAUGCUAGUCUAUGACAUCACCAACGAGAAGUCCUUUGAAAACAUAAAGAACUGGAUACGGAAUAUAGAGGAGCAUGCAUCGGCUGAUGUUGAAAAAAUGGUCCUCGGUAACAAAUGUGACAUCAAUGACAAACGGCAGGUGUCCAAAGACAGGGGAGAGAAGCUGGCGUUGGAGUACGGUAUUAAGUUCAUGGAGACCAGUGCAAAGGCCAACAUCAAUGUGGAAAACUCGUUUUUGACACUUGCCAGAGACAUCAAAUCAAAGAUGGACACAAAAUUGGAGGGCAGCUGUCCUCAGGGGAGCAGCCACAAGGUGAAGAUCUCUCAGCCCCAGAAGAAGAGCAGCUUCUUCCGCUGUGCCCUACUGUGAGGACCAGACCAUGGCUGUAUACCAAAUGGGUCACUAUUCAUUAUAUAGUAUGCUAUGUUUGACCAGGGCCCAUAGAACUCUAGUCAAAAGUAGUGCACUAUGUAGGGAAUAGGGUGCCAUUUGGGAUGCAUACCAAAGGCCUUACCUACCCUCUGCCUGCCCUGGCUGGGAUAUGCUGAGGUGCUGGCUGGCUGGACACAACUGGACUGUGCUUGCUUCAAGCACCCCCUCUCCUUCUACCCUGUUCCCUUCAGCCAGUCCCAAUUCACUCCCCACCUCUUCCCCUCGGCCCUAACCCUUAGAUGUUUGUGUAUCUGAAGUGUUUGAAUAUAUAUAUAUAUGCAGUUGUUUACACCUUGCAUAUACAGUGAGCUCCAGAAGUAUUGGGACAGUGACACAUUUUAGGUUGUUUUGGCUCUGUACUCCAGCACUUUGGAUGCAUCUGUAGUUUUUUUUUCACUCAUUAUUAUUAUUCACGAUUCGUUCAAGAUAAUCCGUAAUCAUGGUAGCAUCCACAUUUAAUGUAGAAGUGUUAAGAAACAUUCUAUUAUUAUUUACAAUAAAAGUGACUGCACAAUACAAACAGCAAAAGGCAUCCAACAAAUGUGUAGAAUCACAAGCUUGACGUAGUCAUUGUGUGCUAUGAAUAUGUGACUAAAUACUUAACUUUGAACUACUUUAAUAAUUAUUUAAGUGAAUUUGUCCCAAUACUUUAGGUCCCCUAACAUGGGGUGGGACUAUGUACAAAAACUACUGUAAUUUCUAAACGGUUCACCUGACAUUGAUGAAAAUACCCUCAAAUUAAUGCUGACAGUCUUCACUGGGGUACCGAACCUAAACAACCAAAAAUGUGUCACUGUCCCAAUACUUUUGGAGCUCGCUGUUCGUGAACAUCGAAGACUUAGGGCCAAUGGUAAUUGGUAAGGAGAGAAUUAGGACAAGUUGCCUCUCUUGCUCUCUCUCUCUCCCUCACUGUCCACCUCUCCCAACGUCACGCCCUGGGGUAGCUGGAGUACUGUGACCCGCGACUCCAUCCACAAUGGCCCCGUGACACCUGGUAAUGUUGCUGUUCUUCCAGCGGCCUACCAACCUCCUGUUUUCUCUCACCACGGGUCGGACAGACUGACCAACCGGUGAAAACACCACUUGUUUUUCUAAAAGAAGGUUCAAAUGACAUGUCACACAGAAAAGAUGGGCUCUUCUUUCUGUUUCACAUUAGUCUCUAUGUACAUACAACAUUUUUCCAUUUUUCACACCUGCCAAAGUUGGAGCCCCAUUUACUUUUCAGUUAGAAUCGCUUGAAUGACCCAAAGGUUUGGAAUUGGGAACAUGAUGUGUGGAUGUUUAUAUACUAUUUGUAGGCCUCCUCUUCCCCUAGCCACAUUGUUAACAUGAGCCAGAGACUGAUAAGCUUAUUGUUUUGAUGAAACAAGAGUUUGUAAAUGAAUAUAAUAUGACUUGAAGAUUCACAAUCCGUCAGGAAAGAUUGAUCGCAAAAUAAUUUAAUUACGCAGACUAAAAGAAAAUUAAAUUUGAAUGAUAUUCCGUUUUGUUUACAUUCCAAGAUAAUAAUUUGAUGCUAUUCUAUACAUGAGAGGCUUGCAACAGGCCUCUCUUCCUGAACAAGGUUAUUGUACUGAAUCCAAGUGUUUGACUUGUUUACUGCCAGGCCCAGAUGUUCUCUUGAGAACACACAGCCUCUUAACCAUACCCCUGAAAAAGGAGAAUUAAAAAAAUAUAUUUAGACAUUUUUAUAUACAUACAUACAGUACCAGUCAAAAGUUUGGACACACCUCCUUAUUCAAGGGUUUUUCAUUAUUUGUAUAUUUCUUUCUACAUUGUAGAAUAAUAGCGAAGACAUCAAAAUUCCAUGUGUCAUUUCAUAGUUAUGUAUUAACCAAAAAAAGUGUUAAACAAAUCAAAAUAUAUUUUAGAUUCUUCAAAGUAGCCACCCUUUGCCUUGAUGACAGCUUUGCACACUGUUGGGAUUCUCUCAACCAACUUCACCUGGAAUGCUUUUCCAACAGUCUUGAAGGAAAAGUACUGAGCACUUGUUGGCUACUUUCUUUCACUCUGUGGUCUAACUCAUCCCAAACCAUCUCAAUUGGGUUGAGGUCGGGUGAUUGUGGAGGCCAGGUCAUCUGAUGCAGAACUCCAUCACUCUCCUUCUUGGUCAAAUAGCACUUACACACCCUGGAGGUGUGUUGGGUCAUUGUCCUGUUGAAAAAAGAAAAAAAAAGUCCCACUAAGCGAAAACCAGAUGGGAGGGCGUAUUGCUGCAGAAUGCUGUGGUAGCCAUGCUGGUUAAGUGUGCCUUGAAUUGUAAAUAAAUCACUGACGGUGUCACCAGCAAAUCACACCUAUGUGUUUCAUGGUGGGAACCACACAUGCCGAGAUCAUCUAUUCACCUACCCUGCAUCUCACAAAGACACGGCGGUUGGAAUCAAAAAUCUCACAUUUGGACUCAUCAGACCAAAGGACAGAUUCCCACCAAUCUAAUGUCCAUUGGUUGUGUUUCUUGGCCUAAGCAAGUCUUCUAAUUUGUGUCCUUUAGUAGUGGUUUCUUUGCAUAAAUUUGACCAUGAAGGCCUGAUUCUCACAGUCUCCUCUGAACAGUUGAUGUUGAGAUGUCUUUUAAUUGAACUCUGACGUAUUUAUUUGGGCUGAAAUCUGAGGUGCAGUUAUUCUAAUGAACGUAUCCUCUGCAGCAGAGGGAACUCUGGGUCUUCAUUUCCUGUGGCGGUCCUCAUGAGAGCCAGUUUCAUCAUAGCCCUUGAUGGUUUUUACGACUGCACUUGAAGAAACUUUUCCAAAUUGACUGACCUUCAUGUCUUCAAGUAAUGAUGGACUGUCAUUUCUCUUUACUUAUUCGAGCUGUUCUUGCCAAAAUAAUGACUUAGCCCUAUUUGGUAAAAGACCAUCUUCUGUAUACCACCCCUACCUUGUCAUAACACAACUGAUUGGCUCAAACGCAUUAAGAGGGAAAUUGUUUCCACAAAUUAACUUUUAACAAGGCACACCUGUUAAUUGAUGCUGGUUGAGAGAAUGCCAUGAGUGCGCAAAGCUGUCAUCAAGGCAAAGGCUGCCUACUUUGAAGAAUCUAAAAUACAUUUUGAUUUAAUACUUUUUUGGUUACUACAUGAUUCCAUAUGUGUUAUUUGAUAGUUUUGAUGUCUUCACUAUUUUUGCUACGAUGUAAAAAAAAUAAUUUUAAAAAAAUGUAAGAAAACCCCUUGAAUAAGUAGGUGUGUCCAAACUUUUGACUGGUACUGUAUGUAUGUGUGUGUGUGUGUAUUCACAAGUGUACUGCACUGGGCCUUUAAUAGUCUCGUAUUCGCUUCCCACAGCUAUGCUCUUAACGCCUGGGGCUACUUUUUCUACUCUAGAACAUUCUUGUGUGAAAUCUGUUGAUAUGACCCAGUAGAGCAGGGGCAUUGAAUUCUUACCCUACGAGGUCCGGUGCCUGCUGGUUUUCUGUUCUACACCUACUUGGUGUCCCAGGUCUAAAUCAGUCCCUGAGGACAAUGAUGAAAAUGAAAAUGCAGUAGAACUGGCUUCGAGAUCCAGAGUUGAGUUUGAGGCCAAUAGAGCGUUGACACGUAGCCAACCUGAGCAUUGGUUCCUGGUAGUGGAGAGACAGACUGAUAAGUAGUGUCUGAAAUGGCACUCCAUCUCUUGUGCACUACUUUUGACCAGAGCCCUAUGGGACCUGGUCAAAACGAGUGCACUGUAUAGAAAUUAGGGUGCCAUUUUGAAAGCUGCGAUAGUGUAUUUUCUUUUUUUUUCUUCAGUCAAGUUACAGCAACAACAUCCAUUUAUAAGCUCAUGUUUAUUCCCAGCUAUAUGACGUCUUUGGUAGUUAGCUAGUGAAACAGUCAGCGUAUUUACUCUAAACUGGAGUGGCUGUCUGCUAGUACAAACAACCAUGUUACAAUGUGGACGGACAAACAGACAAACCCCUUCUGAUCCAAUGCAAUCCAUCCCUUUGCACUUUACCAGUAAACCUGUGUGUAGUCUGUACCAAGUGGUAGGUUUUGCAAUAUAGGGCAAGCAUAUUUUUGUCCAUUUAAUUGAAUGACGUGAUCGGUUGGAUUAUGGUAAUGGUUGGUAGAUACUUUGGGCACAUUUUUAGAUUAGUUUUGUCUAUUACGCCUUUAUAAAUGGCUUCCUCUCCUUUGCUACUUCUGAUAUGACUUGUGUUCUAUGUUUCAGGGCCUGUUGUCACAAAUGUCUCUGAAUAUUAAUGCUGACCUAAGAUAAGGUUGUCUUUUUCGUUAUGAUUUAAAGACAAAACUGAUCCUAGAUCAGUAUCCUGAUCUGAGACGCUUUAUGAAUACAGGCCCUGGUAUCAGUUUAGUAAAAGGGUUUUAGUUGUAUGUUACUGCGCUGACAAAUUUGAGUAUAAUCUAAAUGUGACGUUCUCUUGGCUUAUGAAGUCAAGCUAAAACUUCAUCAAGGUCUUGUUAGUCAGUUGUGGUGAGUCUUGGUUUUUAUGUGGUCGUGUGUUUUUUGGGGGGGGUCAGUACCUUGUUUGACAGCUAGGUGACAGCAUAUCACCACCAGCUGCUGUUUAUAACAUUGGAAUAAUGCGUUGAAAGAAAUGUCCAUAGUUAGGAAUUGAAAAAUCCAUUGAAAAACAGUGUGAUAUUUUUGGCUAUGUUUUGGAAGUGCUAGGAUAAAAUGGUGUGUAUAUGUGAUAGACACACCUAGCAUUGCUUGUAUUCUACAUUGAUACAGUGUUUAACCAUUGAGUCCUCUUACCCCCAACACUUCCCAGUUUGUCCUUUCCUGUUCUAUUAAAUGUCUGUGUUUGAAGAGUUAAAAAGAGCCUGAGUGCCAGUCUGUUUGUGUUUAUAAUACCAACUCCUUGUCUUUGUCAUGUUUAGCUUGACAGUGAAGUUGGCAGGGGCACAAACAGAUCUGGGACCAGGCUAAAAUGAUGAUAAUACAUGUACAACAUUGACAGGAGGGGUGUCCUUUAAACUAGCCUGCACCUUUUUCUAUAUCUACUGUACUGGGACCUGCUGCUGCACUCGCCUCUCAACCAUGUCUUAAUAAUAACUAAUACUCUUCCCGGUUUGGACCUAGCCUGGUCCAAGAUCUGUUUGUGCUAGUUUUCCAUCCAAUUGGGGACAGAUUUUCAUGUGAAUAUUGUAAAAUCUACAUAAAAACAAUACGUGCAUUUUCCCACCAGAGAUGUUUCCAUCAAAUUGAAUAGUUCCUGAUAAAAGACUGAGUGAUUGACGUAGUGCACAUAAAAAAAGUUCAAUGUGCUGAAUAGAAAAUAAUCUCAAGCAAAAAAAUAAAACGUCCUCUCACAGUCAA